UUCUGCGACAUCCAAUCUGAAGGGGAGAGAAAUGCUGCAUCCUAAUCUUCUUCUUCUUCUGUUGGACUCAUCAUCCUCCUUUAAGGAGUUCUACUCCUUCAAGUCAUGCCUCAUCCCUGUUGUCAGCAUCCACAUCCAAAGCCAUUUACCUUCUCAAGUGGACCUCCCGCCCCUCUUCCAACCCCACGUCAACUCCUAUCCAUCACCUGUGCCCUCCCCAACUCCACGACCAACGUCACGCUAACCCAUGCACGACAAGUGCAUGCAUUCCUCCCCCCCUCCUCUUCCGUGUCCCUGCCUUCGGUUACCAUCCCUCUCUCUGUCCUAAAGCUUGAUCGUGGCUUUCCACAUCGCCCUCCCCUCCCUAAUUAGCAUCUCCCCCUUUGAAACAAAGCGACAGGUGCUAAUCCAACAUGAUGCACCGAUCCGUGUGCUGUCAAUCCACCGAGAUCGCGAUCAUGGUGUAAUCGAUGGUUCACUACAGAAAACAGACGAAGAUUAAAGGGCCUAACGUUUCGUACCUCUAGGACACCUGUCCAAUGCUCAUUUGCUCUCGGUGCUCUUCUGUGUUCUCUGGGCUCGGGUCUCAAUCAUGCAUUGCUGACGCGCGUAAUGCGGGUGACAAAGACGAGGGUGUUUUGGGUAGUAGAACUCGAAGCACACGCUUUAUGCGGAGAACCGACGGUCCAGAUCAUGGAUGUCCUCCAUCCAACGGCAGAGAGCAUCCGGUUAACCUCGAAGACAUCCGGCGCCGUUGUCCGAAUUCCCAUUUUACCCUUGGCAGGCCGCCUCCCCACUAAACGACAAAACCCAACGUUGAUAUAACCGUGCCCUCCUCCUCGCUCAAGAUUCCGGGUCUUCUUCCUCCGGGUGAAACGGAGCAGCAGCAGCAGCUAAGAUUAGAAGCUUAGCGUGGAGUUGGAGCCAUGUCGAGUGCAGGUAUGUUGCUUCCGCCGGGGUUCCGCUUCCACCCCACCGACGAGGAACUCAUCCUUCACUACCUCGGCAACCGAGCCGCCUCGCUGCCGUGCCCCGUCUCCGUCAUCGCCGAGGUCGACAUCUACAAGUUCGACCCGUGGGAGCUCCCCGCCAAAGCCACCUUCGGCGACGGAGAGUGGUACUUCUUCAGCCCCAGGGAGCGGAAGUACCCCAACGGGUACCGCCCCAACCGGGCGGCGGCGUCCGGGUACUGGAAGGCGACCGGGAUCGACAAGCCUGUGGUCACCAGCUCAGGCAACUCCUAUAUUGGAGUGAAGAAGGCGCUCGUCUUCUACAAGGGGAGACCUCCGAAGGGUGUCAAGACGAACUGGAUCAUGCACGAGUAUCGCCUUGCUGAACCACCGAGCAAGAACAGCUACAAGCCCAUCGAGCUCAGAGACCUCUCCAUGAAGCUGGACGAUUGGGUUCUUUGCCGAAUCUACAAGAGGAACAGCAGCAGCACUCAGUCCUCAGCUGUGGAGGAUGUCUUCGUCCCAACUCCAUCAAUCACGACGCAUCAAUCCCUGUCGGAGCUCCUCCUCGACGCUGCCGACUACUCCGACGUGCUCGGUCUAGAGAACCGCCACGACAUCGACAGUAGUAGGAUUCACAGCAGUCGUCUCCCUCACAACCUGAAGCGCCAAUGGGUAGCAGAUGGCUGCUUCGGAGACCGCUAUGAAGCGUUGUCAUCUCCUGCAAAGAGACCAACGGGGUCGAGAAUUGGCACCGACCUGAUCGACGACUUCGAGUUCGAUCUCUGCAAUCCUCAACUGAUAUCAUACUCCUCCCACUUGGCCUGGCAAUGAAUUGGUACAGUCUCUGCGGAGAGGAAAGAACACAAACAAUUUGGUAGUGAUAUUAACUUGUAGCGUAGAGAGUUUGUGGAUAGGUGGCAAUUGGAGCAGGGAGUAGAAGCCAGGACUGGACCUGUACAUUUCAUGCUCUCUGCAAUCAAAUAUGAUGAGAUUGCUGUCCUCUAGCAACAGUACAAGAAGAAAUGGUUUCGAUGUCCUCUGUACUAUCAAUCAGAACACUUCUUUUAUCUUACAGUA
Molecule: messenger RNA, 2030 nt
Organism: Musa acuminata AAA Group (dessert banana)
Lineage: Eukaryota; Viridiplantae; Streptophyta; Magnoliopsida; Zingiberales; Musaceae
Product: NAC domain-containing protein 58-like
Exons: 3
Coding region: 927-1784 (285 amino acids)
Biological process (GO): regulation of DNA-templated transcription
Molecular function (GO): DNA binding
Source: RefSeq, a predicted model, not a curated record